Messenger RNA from Prinia subflava (tawny-flanked prinia), 2243 nucleotides. RefSeq names its product ring finger protein, transmembrane 1 (gene RNFT1). The record is from RefSeq and is a predicted model, not a curated record. The transcript has 9 exons. The coding region runs from base 146 to 1333 and encodes 395 amino acids. NCBI's taxonomy places the organism in Eukaryota, Metazoa, Chordata, Aves, Passeriformes, Cisticolidae. Gene Ontology annotation, biological process: positive regulation of ERAD pathway. Gene Ontology annotation, molecular function: ubiquitin protein ligase activity. Gene Ontology annotation, cellular component: endoplasmic reticulum.
UGCCAGAGCAACGCCCAGCUCGGAGCCUUCCUCCUCCUCCUCACAACUCUUCUUCCUCCUCCUCCUCCCCUCACGGCUCCUCCUCUUCCUCCCCCUCGGCCCCGGCGAUGGCGGCUGGCGGCGGGCGGGAGGCGCCGGGCGCCCCAUGAGGAGACACAAAUUAGAGAAGACUCCAGGAGCAAACCGCACCAUGCAACCCGACUGUGCCCACCUCCACAGCACCCAGGGCAGCCGCGAUGACUCCUCCUCGCCGCGACUAUCGGGAGAGGGCUCCUGCCACCCCAGCCCCGCGGACGUGCGAAUCCAGCUGAGCUCCAGCGCCGGCGAUUCCCGGGAAAACGCGAGCUCCAGGCCGGGCCCGCAGAGCCGCUCGCACGGGCACGCCCACGGGGAGGGAGCGGCGCUGGAGGAUGCUCCGGAGCCCGAGGAGCAGGGCGGCAGCUCCCUGUCCGAGCUGCGGUGCCUCCUGCAGUGGCUGCACAACAGCCUGCCCUACCUGCUCAUCCUGGGGGUCAAACUGCUCACGCAGCACACAACUGGCAUUUCUCUUGGAAUUGGGCUGCUAACAACCUAUGCAUAUGCAAACAAAAGCAUAAUAAAUCAGGUUUUUCUCAGAGAACGGUGCUCCAAGUUGCAAUGCACUUGGUUACUGCUCUACCUAAGUGGAUCAUCUCUCCUCUUGUAUUACACCUUCCACUCUCAGUGCCUGUAUCACAGCUUAAUCUUCUUAAGCCCCACUGUGGAUUUUAUGAACUUUUGGGAGGUGCUUUGGAUUGUGGGAGUCACGGACUUUAUUCUGAAAUUCCUCUUCAUGGGCUUGAAGUGCUUUAUUCUCCUGGUGCCUUCUUUUAUCAUGUCCUUUAAAUCCAAGGGCUACUGGUACAUGCUGUUAGAAGAACUCUGCCAGUAUUACCGUAUGUUUGUCCCCAUCCCAGUGUGGUUCCGUUACCUCAGCGCCCACGGGGAGCCGGACGCUUCACUGGGGUGGACCCUGGGCAUCCUGCUGGCCCUUCUCUACCUCAUCCUCAAGCUUUUGAGCUUUUUUGGACAAUGGAGGAACUUCAGGCAGGUCUUACGGAUAUUUUUUACACGCCCACACUAUGGGGUGCCAGCCAGCAAGAGACAGUGCUCUGAAUCUGAUGAUAUUUGUUCCAUUUGCCAAGCUGAAUUUCAGAAGCCUAUUCUGCUGAUCUGUCAGCACACAUUUUGUGAAGAAUGCAUCUCUUUAUGGUUUAAUAGAGAAAAAACCUGUCCACUCUGCAGAACUGUUAUUUCAGACCAUAUUAACAAGUGGAAGGAUGGAGCCACAUCUAUGCACCUCCAGAUUUUCUAAAGCUUGUCAAACAACUUGGGUUCCAGUUUGUUUGUUCACACGAGGCUUUUUCAGUUUACUGCAGAUUAAAUUGUAGGUGGCACAGGGAAGGAGUUUCCAAAUUCCACAUAUUUAAAACAGUGCAGAAAAUGGCAACUUGACCUUUCUUAAGUAGAGAAAACUGAAGUUUUCAGAAUGAAUGCAGGAAAGCCAGCAUUGCUUCUCUUGUGAUUCUCAUAGGAAACAGUCAAAUCCUUCAAAUGUGCUGCAUUACUUAAUUCAACAUUUUAUUUUGAUAGUUGAAUAGGGUUCCAGACUGUACUAAACUGUAUUUAUCCUUCUAACAUGACUCAAGCCAAAAGGUCAACCUACUGAUUUUAUUAAGAUUAUGAGCAAAUUUUAUACUCUGGACUGCAGUGAGAAUUAGAGCUGCUUGGCACUCUUGGCAUUAAAGAUCUUUAAUGCUUGCCCAAUAAAUGAGAGAAAUGAGCUUAUUAAUGCACCUGGAACAGGAACUGUUUCUCACUGCACCUGUAGAUAAGCACAAAAAUAUUUCCCCUUUAGGUUCUUGUAGGCUUCUAAUGGAUCCCUGGCUUAAUCUUUUGGCUUUAAACCAGCCACUGAUGUUAGUUUUUUACUUGGCAUUUUAUAAAGCUGGUAUUUUUAAAAGAAAUCUUUAAUACUAUAUUUUUGUCAGAACAGGAAGCAGAUUUUCUUACAGGGGAGAAUCUAUUUUAUACUCUAUUUGCAAUUUGUAGUUUGCAUAAAAAUCAGAGAGAAUAAAUGCAUUUGAAUCUAUUUGUUUGGUGCAUGUUGAAUAAAGAAAGAUUUCUUAUUGUUUUGGUAUUAACUCAUGUAAGCACAUAACAACUGCUCACUGCCAGGUACAUUUUUCUUACUGAAGUAAACAAAAACCCUUUAAAUGUUACAA